Messenger RNA from Homarus americanus (American lobster), 1886 nucleotides. RefSeq lists its product as uncharacterized. Gene Ontology annotation, cellular component: extracellular matrix. Lineage: Eukaryota; Metazoa; Arthropoda; Malacostraca; Decapoda; Nephropidae. The transcript has 3 exons. The record is from RefSeq and is a predicted model, not a curated record. Bases 26 to 1498 code for a protein of 490 amino acids.
AUCACCCUCACCUGUCCAACCCACCAUGAAUCUUCACAGGAUGCUGUGUGUGGUGGUUUUCGCCAGUGUAGCAGUGUGGUCACAGCCUCAGCGGGCCCGCCAGUCCCCUAUCUCCAUGGGAAUGCGUCUUCUGGGCAACUUGCGGCAUGGAAUGACAAGGACCAUCCAGGACAUAUUCGGCGUGGGAGGUGGGAGGGGCAAGGAGACCCCCAGCGAGCGGCCACCCUUCAGACAGCAGCAGCAAUAUCAGGAACUCAACCUCCUUCUUCCUGCAAUAGAGAAACCCAACAUAGCAACAACUGCACCGCCUUCGUCAUUCUUCACAGUGAUUCACGAGCCUGAGGUAUCCACUGCUUUCCCAGACAUCCGGGGAUUCACAGACGAAAGCUUUAAGCCCAACAUCUUUCUGACAGGAGCCACUCCCUUCCAAGGGACCGUAGAUGAGGACCAACUUCCCUUAAUAUCCUCACACUCCGAGGGAAAUGCCCACCCGUUGCCUCUGGCACAGAACCAUCUGCCUUCCCCUCCACAGGAUAGCUUUCCCCCACACGGUCUCUCCAGCACCGGGUUCUCCACCUUCGGAAGCCCAAAACCUGAAGACGUUCCUUCAGAGUCUUCCAUACCAUUUGGAAACACAGCAACGUUCAGUUUGGGGAGUACUUUCAAGAAUAGCCGCUCUCAAAAGGUCUUUCUCCAUUCCAGCCAGUCACUCCAUAUCCCCGAGACUGCAGAGAGCAGGGAGAUCUUGGGUCCUGCACCUCAUAACCCCGAUGCUCACACCAACUCUCAAUCCUUCAUCGGAACCAGCGUUCCCUCACAGCCAUUUAUCAAAACAACCAUUCCUUCUCACUUAGAUCUUCGCGCCAACCCCCCUGCCUUCACCAGACGUAAUCAGCCCUUUCAACAUCCCGAAGUUCACACUAAACCUCAGCCGUUCACUCGGACCAGCCAACCCUCCCAGACGUCAUCACAAGGAGUGACUUUGUCGGACCAUCACCCGACCAUCAUCAUAAGGUCUCAGUCACCAUCACCGACUCAUUUCCCCACCCAAAGCUUCACUGAGCACCAACGAGGGUCCACUACACAGUUCGAGCGAAGACUCACCACUCCUGCUGUCCGCCCUGUGACUCGCGAGUUUAUCAGAGAUCGUCUGCAGAUCAGCAAGAAACCAGUAGUGCCAGUUAAGAUUGGCCACGGACACAUCAACACCGGCACCAAGAUGCGUGUCACUCCCCGAGAAAACGAAGAUGGGAGUGAGGGUGUUGAGGUGAGCAGCUACGAGUUCGGGUAUGGGGUACUGGACAGCGACACGGGCAACCAAUUCUUCCAUGCAGAGAAGAGGGAGCAAGGACAGACGAAGGGCUCCUACAAGAUCCAGUUGCCGGACGGUCGAGUACAGACCGUCACUUACGUUGCCAAUAGUCGCGGUUUCCACCCAAAGGUCACAUUCGACGGCGAGGCGCGCUACCCCGACACAACGUCAACCACUCCUACAUAAUAUUAGCUCUAUGUCGAGCUCUUUCACCACCUCAACAAUGGCUGCCUGACGUUUACAUGUCGUCGACACAGUAAGAGGCCAUGACAACCACAACAGACGGAGACUUACCCAAACUGAAGACCCUCAGAUGAAACCAUACCGUUGUGAGCGUUGACUUUCCUGCAGAGAAUUCAGUAGGUCGGGGCCUCAUAGAGGAUGUUCUACGUGCUCCUGUAGAACACAUAGCACAUGAUGACUGGCUUUAUAUCUGGUUGGCUUGGAUUAUAUAAGAAAUUAUUGGCCAAUUUUGUAAAUAUAUGCUUUCGUAAACUAUAUUAAGUUGUCCUUUCGCAGGCGAUAGGACGGUGUUUAAUUUGUCUUUGUUUUAUAAUAAAUAUUGUGAAUAAAA